GCCAAAGAUAGGUUCAUGCAUUAUGAAGUUCAUCAUUGAUGUGUCUCUCAAGUAACACAUCAAUUCCAACAUGGAGGCAGAGGCAGUUACUGAACAAGUAAAGAAGAGUAGCCAGCAUUGUGCAGAGGAAAUCGGAACAACAGCAGAAGGAUCACCACACAUUGAAGAGCAGUUUGGAGGUGGAAGAUUGCUUGCAUGCAUUUCUUUUCGACCUGAACAAUGUGGCUGUGCUGAUGGUCUGUUGCGGAGUUGGAGAAACGAAAAGAAAACUUUACGAAAGAGGUUGAUUUUGUUUGUGUUGCUGUGGUAUGCUAUAAAUUUUAGCUGGAUGAAUGUUGCUUCAGAAUAUAAGAAAUGUUGCAACAAAAUUAUCGGAAAGCAUGAUCGAAUAUCAUAUUUCCAUAAGACCACACAAGAGAGUAGAGGCGAAGAAAUGAAAUUGGUGUGGGAGAUUGAAGAUGGUUUCAUUUAAAUUUUUAUUGAACUUCUUAUUAUUUAUGGUCAUGAUGUAUUAUUGUUCUUGAAUGAGCUUAUCUUUAACAUUUGGCUUUUGAUUAA
This is a messenger RNA of Vicia villosa (hairy vetch), 558 nucleotides long. RefSeq lists its product as uncharacterized. The record is from RefSeq and is a predicted model, not a curated record. Bases 71 to 472 code for a protein of 133 amino acids. NCBI's taxonomy places the organism in Eukaryota, Viridiplantae, Streptophyta, Magnoliopsida, Fabales, Fabaceae. The transcript has 3 exons.